This is a messenger RNA of Spizellomyces punctatus DAOM BR117, 2298 nucleotides long. RefSeq lists its product as uncharacterized. The transcript has 7 exons. The record is from RefSeq and is a predicted model, not a curated record. Gene Ontology annotation, molecular function: ubiquitin binding; phosphatidylinositol binding; metal ion binding. The coding region runs from base 1 to 2298 and encodes 765 amino acids. NCBI's taxonomy places the organism in Eukaryota, Fungi, Chytridiomycota, Chytridiomycetes, Spizellomycetales, Spizellomycetaceae.
AUGUCCUUCUUUUUCUCGAAUCCACUUGACGAAGCUGUCGACAAAGCCACUUCCGAAAACCUACCUAUCGGAACCGAAGACCUUGUCCUAAAUUUGGAAAUUGCGGAUAAAAUCAAGGCUAAAGAAGUAUCUGCAAAGCAAGCUGUGCAAAGUCUGAAGAGACGGGUGAACCACAAGAAUCCAAACGUUCAAUUACUCGCAUUAAAGCUCACAGACACUUGUGUCAAAAACUCUGGGCACCAUUUCGUUCAAGAAGUUGCCUCUCGGGAAUUUACAGACAAUCUUGUGUCAAUUGCACGAGCACCGAUUGGAACCAAUCCCGACGUACGGCAAAAGAUUUUGGCGCUGAUACAGUCGUGGGGUUUGGCAUUUAAAGCUAAAUCGGAUCUCCGAUACGUUACUGAAGUUUACGAAUCUCUCAAGCAAGACGGAGUUACAUUCCCUCCAGUCGAAAGGGCCGAAUCUUCUGCAGCGAUGAUUGAAACAACUACGGCACCCGAAUGGACGGAUAGCGAUGUGUGCAUGCGAUGCCGGACACAGUUUACCACUUUCAAUCGAAAACACCACUGUCGAAAUUGCGGACAGACUUUUUGUGGACAAUGCUCGGCCAAGACUCUUGCACUGCCGCAUCUAGGCAUUGUGCAAGAAGUGCGUGUCUGUGACACAUGCCAUGUAAAACUGACAUCCAAGUCGCCACCGGGAACUCCUCAUCAACCUAGGGCGUCAUCUUUGCCGAUGCCUCGGGACAACGAUGCCGCAAGGAAGGAGGAAGAAGACAUACAAAGAGCCAUUGCGCUCUCCCUGGAGGCGGCUAAAUCUCAAUCUUCAUAUCGGCCGGCAGCUGUCACACAGCCGAAGCCUAAACCUGUCGUGCGUGAUGAGGAGGAAGAUGAGGAUCUGAAGGCCGCUAUAGCGGCAUCACUGCAGGACGUAAAGUCAGAUUAUACAGCCGAUCGGCCAACAUACGAAUAUAAGACGCCUGCAGGAUCGAACGCAACUGUCUCACAACCCGUGAGUCGGGAUUCGGUACCAGCAUCAAGCCCUCCGGCAUAUAACCCGAACGAGCUGAGUGCAGUUGAGCUGGAGAAUAUCCGCCUCUUUUCGGAGCUUGUUGAGCGAACUGAGGCGGAUGUUGCGACGCAUGGGUUGGGAGUGCUUGGUCAUUCGCAGAUUCAGACACUGUAUGCGCAAAUUGCAACAAUGCAACCAAAGUUGGCGCGUAAUCUCGAUGAGACAUCACGGCAAUACGGGACGUUCUAUGAUUUGCAUGAACAGCUUACUGCAGCCACCAAAGAGUAUGACCGUAUGCUCCAGGAGCGACUUGCGGCGGCUGGGUACGCCCAACCAUACGUCGCUGGACCGCGGGGGUACCAGCAAUACACACAGUCUCCUGUGCCAAAUUCCUACCAACCGCAGCCUCCUGCGGCUGGAUACAACACCCCGCCAGCACCAAGCUCAUAUGCGCCGGGGUAUGGGGCACCUCCUACCCCUGGACAGGCUGGCGGUUAUUAUGGCGGUGCACCCCAACCCGAGCACCCUCAACUUCAUGCGCAGGCAUCGGCUGGAACGCUUCCUCACCAGUAUGCACAAUAUCCGCAAAGCCAGCCGGGUAUGGCGCCGCCCCAAAAUUAUCAAGAUCCGUCGCAGCAACCGCAACCUUCAGGUAUUGCUGCCGACCAGUACCAGAAUAUACCGCAAUCGCCACCUCAGCAGCCUCUGUCUGUGCCGGCCCCGAAUCAACCACAGGAUGCACAGCAACAGCAAUUGCCAUCUGUUCCACCUGGAGUUGCUCCCGGCCAAUAUUAUGAUCCUAAUCAGCAGGGUGUGAUAUAUCAGCAACCACCGGCGCCUCAGCAGUACCCAGUAGACGCUAUUCCACAACAGCAACCUGGAGCUACCCCUUACUACGCCAAUCAGAACGCUGAGCAGCUUCCCCAAGGUUCCUUUGCUCCAUCCCACGUUCCGGGACCAGGUGAUGUAGCUGCUGCGCCAGCCAAUUACCCUCCGCAAACUGCACCACCCCAACAACAACCACCGCAACAACCACAACCACAACAACAAGCAGCAGCUCCACCUGCUCCAGGUCCCACUACUUAUACGUACACACAACCACCAACGCAUUCAUUUGCGCCUCAGCACGGUCAACCUCCGGCGACCCCUCCACAGCAAUACAUGCCCCAGGCAUAUGCACCCCAGCAACCGGUCGGGUACGCACCCACCACGCACCCCAUUCCCGCACCUGUAGUACAGCAGGCCCCGCCUCCACCCCAACCAGAGGCCCCUUUGAUUGAACUGUGA